GUUUGUGUGUUGUCGGGAAGAUAAUUUGUAUUGUAGUAAAAAUACAAGUUCCUGAUGUUUAGAAUAGCUUUAAAACACUCAUAAAUUAUCAUGGCUUAUGUUAACGUGAAAGAUUGGUCUGUUGAUCAAGUUACGGACUGGCUCAAAGGAUUAGAUAAUGUAAUUCUUCAGUAUAACACAUCAUUUUUGAAUAAUGGUGUAACUGGCCAUCAGUUACUAAAUUUAAGGGCUGACGAUUUGGAACAUUUAGGUGUGAAAACGUUGGGACACCAAGAGAUUAUUUUGGAGGCAGUGGAACACUUGAGAAAUUUUCAUUUCGAACUAGACAAAGAAAACUUACAAAUGUUAGCAUUGCGGUUGUCAUGCGCUGCCAAUUCUUUAUUUAAAGAACUGUUAUUGGUAGACGAUGACUGUACUAUGGUACAAACACAAGUAAUGUCUGAUGUUCAUAAUAUAAUUACAACUAUAAAACCGUUGGUAUGCUGGCUCGACAGGUCCCCAUUUGCUGGUGAUAAAGAUUAUAUUGAUAAUAAAACCAAUUUGCUACAGUUAGCUUUUGAAAUGGCAACGAGCGCUCAUAGAGAUAUAUUUUCAGAGAAACCUGUUAGGACUAUAAGAAAGAUUUGCGAAAAAUUAGCAAAGAUGGCAGAUCACAUAAUUCAAGAAAUUAUGGAUCCAAUGAUCUUACAACCAGCUUCGUUAGAUUUGGCAACUUUAAAGAAGAAAGAACAAGAACUUGGAUUCUAUAUUCUGCCCAAUAAUCAUGCCAUUCAUCAAAUAGCUGACAUAAAGUAUGGCUCUCCAGCACACGGCAGUUCAAAGAUUGAAGAAGGGGAUGAAAUAGUACAAGUUAAUUAUCAAACAGUUGUCGGUUGGCAAAGAAAGAAAGUGAUGAUGUUACUUCAGGAUUCACCUCCAGAAAUAGUAUUGACUCUGAAAAAAAGACCGCGACAUACUAAAGUUUAUGGUCAGAUAUACAUGAAACCUUACCGUUUGCCGAGCAGGAAACACAGUAACCAAAAUUGGUCGACAAGGUGGAAUGACAACAUUCCAUCUCCUAGGUUGCUGCCCAUUUUAGAUUUACCUCCGAUUACAAUAUCCAAGGCUGAAGAGGUGACUGAAGUUGUUGAUGUGGAAACAGAGUUGAGUAGCAGUGACAGCGAACCACCUGACAGCCCGCUAGAUGUCGCACGUAGAAUGUAUACGUCGAAGCCUAGACCCAUUCUGCAGAGACGUAACACCAUAACAGGAGCUACACCUACAAGUAAAAGGCCUUAUCCUUCUAUCGAAGAAUAUUGGGAUCUGAUCAAGUCAAGAACGAAUAGCACUAAGUUUGAGGAGGACUCGAAAUUUCUUCGAGACAAAAGCGCUUCUUGCAAUGUGGGGCUAGAUCUCAGCCCGAGACCAACAACUGUUAUCGGACUCUCACAUAGGAACAGUCCCUCUCACAAGAAAAGUUUUAAAGAGAAAAGCAGCAAGAAAAAAGUAAAUUUUGAGGAAAAAACUGAUUUUGUUGACGAUAAGAAAGAUAAAGAGGAAAAGGAACAACAAAAAAUUAUUAUCGAGAAUUUGGAACCGUCGAAUUUAAAUGAAGAAAAAAGUAUUAGCGUUAACAGUUUGGCCAGUUUGAAUAAUGAGAAUAUCACUUUCAUCGAUGAAGGUAGAGAAUUAACUGAUAGAACCAGUAUGACUUUGGACUGGCAAAAGGAAAUUGUCGAGGAAAUUAUAGAUACAAUUAAAAUGAGGCCCAUUGAAGAAGCUGCCGUUUUAGGGAAUGUAGAGGAAACGAGAAAUACACAUAGUAAUUUAGUUAAGGACCCUAUUCUUGCCGAAAUUAACAUACACAAUAUUAUCAAGAAGUUUGAUGAACAAAGUCAAGAGAAAUGCGUUAAGCCAAAGGUUUUACCAAGGGCUCAAACUAAAAAGCCCCCCGAAGUUCCACAGAAGCCAGAAGGUAAAGUUAAGCCAGUCGUUCCUCCAAGAAGUGCCACAACGAAAUUAAGAGGUCGGUUGGAUAAGAGCCACAGCACUCCGGCGUAUGAUCUUACCGAGGACGAAAACGAGAAAAUAGAAACUUUGCCGGUUUUGGACAAAACCAAGCCCAUCGAAAAACCACCCGACAUCAUCCUUGAAGCGCCUAAAGCACCCGAAACAACUCUAUUCACAGAAGCUACUUUUGAAUUGGGUAUCCCGGUUGCCGAAGCUGUAAACUUGCCGCUAAUUGAGAGCAAACCAGAAGAAAUUGUCCUGCCCAAAAUAAUUGAGCCUUCAGAAGAAAUUGUGAACAAAGACGUUCCUCCAAAACCACCCCCAAGAAAUUUUAUCGAGAUUCCUAAGCCCGCUUAUCCUGCCGAUUCUCCGAAACCGACGAAUUUAGUGGAACUGACAAAAACCAGCACUACGAUAUCCUCGAAACCGAUAUUCGAAUUUCCCGAGCCUAAGAGAUCUGAGCACGUUAGGCAAAGCUCCAUACAUUCCAUUGAUCUGUCACAUCCGACAAGUAAACCCGUGGAACAACAAGUGAAAGCUGGCCAUGACGACAAGUUGCCCCCUAAGUAUUUCGAACCUAAGUUGGUGUCUACUCCGAUAAGCAAGAGUAAGUUGGAUUUCAAUGAAGCGGAUACAACAGCUUAUAAGGCUACGCCUAGUUACGAGAUACAGAAAAGUACCAGUGAUAAUAAAGUGUCUCCAACAAAUUCCAUAGUAAAGGCCAUGAUUUCAAGCAAAACGAAGUCGGCGAAGAAAAAGAACACCUUGACUGCAAAAAGAAGACGGGUUUCUGUAAAUGAAUUAAGUCCAGGGGAUAUACAAGGAUAUCUCUACCAAAGGCUUCGUGGCAAACACAAUCAAAACGUUCACUGGGAAAAAAGAUGGUUUGUGUUAUUAGGAAACUGUUUGUAUGGAUUUAAAACAAAGGAAGAUCCUAGAGCAGCUUGUUUGAUAUUCCUAUCCGGAUUUACUGUUGCUGUGGCUAGCGAGGUGAAAUCUAGAUCAAACGCUUUUAAAGUCUACCACACUGGCACCGUGUUCUACUUCUCUGCGGAAGAUCCCGAUGCUCUACAAUCAUGGAUCGACUUAAUAAGAACGGCAAUUCUCCACAAUGAAACUACAAAAUCGCAAGACGGAAGCCGUUAUUCCGAGACUGACGAAUCCGAUACGGAAAAACCUAAACCACCAACGGAAAAAACUGACUCCUUAAAAAAAUUUGGGUCUUUAAAAAAAUUUGGUUCAAAAAAGUCAACAGGGGAAACACCUCAUAGCGGGAGCACCAGUUUGGACAGGAAAUGGUUCUUCAAUAAAUCCAGCAGCCAGCCAAAACAUUCCCUGCCUGUACCCACAGCCCAGUUUAGAUCAUAUAGGAAGAUUCGCACCACCGAGAUACAAACUAGUGUUACUACGGGAAACUUUACCUCUCACGUUCCACUGUUUACUCCCCAGUCGCAAAAUAUCAGCGUACCGAAUUUAAGUAUCGAUCCCACAAAGACCGAUGGGAACUUUGGCAAAGGUAAAGCCAAGCCGCUCAACUAUAUCCAUGCCAGUAAUCCGAGUUUGUGCAAUAUUAAUGAAUUUAAUGUACCUAAUUUUUCAAAAAAUACAUUUAAACCAAACGAAAGUUUGGCAGGUUUUGUGACGCUGGAAGAACUGAUGAUAAGGCAAACGGAAGAAAGGAAAAUGAAUCCACACCAUAUUGUCGAGGAAGUCACCAAGAAUUUGCAUUUGAUAAAGCCUGAUGUCGUUUAUGGGGAAAUACCAAUUCGCUCGAAGAACUCUGAAGAUCAACCGGAAUCAUCAACAAAUAGCUCCAAGACUUCACAUACUCGAACUCCAUCUACGUCUGAUAAAAGCGAUUCCGGUAGUUCAUGUUUCGGAAAGCGUUUAGGUUCCUUAAAAAAGAUUCAUAAUAAAACAGACGACUUUGAAAACAAAACAGCAACGUAUCCUAAAACUACAAAAGGCUACGAUCAAAAAGUGAACAGGUCGCUACCGAGAACCCACAAAGUACAAGAAACUUAUACUCCAUUUGACGAAUAUAGUAACUCUACCCAUAACGCAUCUCAGUAUUCCUCGGAUAGGAAUUUACCAGGGACCUUCAAAGAACGUUCGUACGAGAUGAUUUACUGCCCCGAGACUAUUAACGAUGUUCAAUUUGCUCAGAAUAGAACUUUAGACGACAUUAUGUACCAAGAUACUCCAAAAAAAGCUAAUAAGAUCAAAAAGCAGCACAGUUUUUCUUCAGCGGAUAAGAAAACAAAGUCAAACUCCUUGUCGUUCAGUGGAAAAGUUCAAGAUUCCUCUUCUAGCAAGGUGAAGUUAAAAUCUGCCGUGCAGUACACUCCUAUGUCACUGCCGUUGAGUCAGGACCCUAAGUCAAAACCCAAAUUUGCAUUCGAGCUUAAUUUGGAUGAAAAGGCUCAGAAGACCGGAAAACUGAAGCAGAUGUUUGGAAAGUCGGAUAGUAAGAAGGAAAAAACGUUCCUAGGUUCCCCGAAGUUGCACAGGGCUAUUUUUAGAAAGCACAAUUCUGGAUCUGAUUUAAGUUGGCCCUCAGGCUCUACACAACCGGUUUCUAUCUCCCAGAGCACCUACUCAUUAGAAAAUUCGCCCCCAGUAAAUUCGGAGCCUUUUUCCAUGAACAUCAGCCCACAUACAGACUAUCCGGGUUUGGAAUACCCUCCGGUAUUUGAACCGGAAACUUAUUCCUUGGCUAAUCCGCAGAGCAGUCUCAGUCUGUUAAGGAAACAGGGGAAAAGUAACACCCCGUGAAUAGUUUUCCAUUUGUUUCCCUGUACAAUGAUGUCGGAUUUAACCAAGGAGGAAUAAUUAUUCGAUGGUGAAGUUAAAACCUUUUUAUGUGAUGAACGGGUAUGCAUAUAUCUAACUUGUUCUUAUCAAAUCGUUUCAACAGUUACAGAAGUCUUGAAUUGCAUACUUCCAUUAGAAGCCAUAUUUAUUAUUGUGAUUAAGAAUAUUACUACAGAGCUUUUAGAAUCUAUAUAAAUGAAAUAGUUAGCUGUGCAGUAACUGAUAACACCAACAUAUUGUGAUAAAUAUCAUGACAUUUGAUAUUUAUUGAUUUUUAAUUAAUAUAUGGAAAUAUUAUUGUAAAUAGAUUGAAUUUUACAUUAUUUAUUAUUAAGAUUCUAUGGAAAGUGAGGUAUGUCAGGUAUAUUAAUUUAAAAAAAUUUUAGAAUUUCUAUUUAAUUUUGACAAAAUAUUUCUGUUUUUUUUUGCUAACGACUGCAUUUUAUGAGAUAUUAAACUGCAAUCUCAACAAUUUUUCUUUUUGAAGAACAAAAUCUUAAUUUUGCGAUUACCUUGCUUUUACAUUUAAUUUUUUUUGUGAUGUUUGUUAAAAGUACAACCCGACGAGGUAACCACACUGCAAAAAAAUGUAAUGUAUUUAAGAAAUCCGACGAUUUGCCUGCAAUCACUAGAAUUGCCAGCGAUUGCUUUAAAUAGAUGGCUAAUAAUUUUUUUUAAUCAAAAUCCAAUUUUUGAUUCAUUUGUGAAUUCAAUUGAACGUAAAUUUCUAAUUAUAUUUCUUACUGUAUAUCCUGUAUCUAAAUUGUACUGGUUUCGAGAAAAUUUCAAUGUAAAUGGUUAAUAAUGUUCUACAGGUCAAUUUGAACAAACGUUGAAAUAAUUUCAUGCAUCAGUUUAACAAAUUUAUUAAUAAUGAGUUGCAGUAAUAAUAAAAUUUAUUAUUUUUCCUUUUACAACUGAGAUUUUCUCGAAAACAGUUCAGUUUAGACAGACACAUGAGGUGGUACAUGAAAUAUAAGAAAUGUACAUUAAAUUAAUAAAUGAAACAAAAAAUGGAGGUUUCCUUUUUCGUAAAUUAAGUUCGGCAUAUCUUUUUUGGGCCACCCUGUACACAUGCAGCUUAAUACAAAAAUCACCAACUACAAUAAAAAAUUGACAGGUAAGUGUGUUUAUUGGAGAAAAAAAUGUUUGCAUUUUAAAUUAAUUUAUUCCUACUCUUGACAUGCUCAU
Molecule: messenger RNA, 5994 nt
Organism: Anoplophora glabripennis (Asian longhorned beetle)
Lineage: Eukaryota; Metazoa; Arthropoda; Insecta; Coleoptera; Cerambycidae
Gene: cnk
Exons: 12
Coding region: 91-4764 (1557 amino acids)
Molecular function (GO): protein binding
Source: RefSeq, a predicted model, not a curated record